Molecule: messenger RNA, 666 nt
Organism: Lathyrus oleraceus (garden pea)
Lineage: Eukaryota; Viridiplantae; Streptophyta; Magnoliopsida; Fabales; Fabaceae
Exons: 2
Coding region: 1-666 (221 amino acids)
Source: RefSeq, a predicted model, not a curated record
AUGGUAGUUGUUUGGAAUAUAGUCAAAUUAACAUCUCCUGAUAUUCAAAAGGAUAUUGUUAAAGUUGCUGCAACGGUCACUACUCAAGUUAUAUUGGAUGAUCUUGGAGAUGAUUUAUUUGUUAUUUUAAUUGAUGAAUCUCGUGAUAUCUCAGUGAAUGAGCAAAUGGUUGUGGUUAUACGUAAUGUAAAUAAUGAAGGAAAAGUUAUUGAGCAUUUUCUUGGUGUUGUUCAUGUUUCAAAUACUAGUGCUCUAACAUUGAAAUCGGGUUUGAAGUCAUUAUUUGCAAAAUAUGGAUUAAGUUUGUCAAGAAUACGUGGACAAGGCUAUGACGGAGCAAGUAAUAUGCAGGGUGAAUACAAUGGUCUAAAAAGCUUGAUUUUUAAAGAGAAUUGUUCUGCAUUUUUUAUUCAUUGUUUUGCACAUCAACUCCAAUUAGCUCUUGUGACAUUAGCAAAAAAAUAUUCUAAAACUGCUUUAUUUUUUAAUUUGGUUGCUAAUUUAUAUAAUGUUGUUGGAGCAUCAUGUAAGCGCCGAGAUAUUCUUUGUGAAAGUCAAGCUACAAAGGUGAAACAAGCAUUGGAACAUGGAGAAAUCUCUAAUGGGUGUGGCUUGAAUCAAGAAAUGGCAAUUAAGAAGGCGGGGAAAACAAGAUGGAGCUCAUAG